Molecule: messenger RNA, 3192 nt
Organism: Leptinotarsa decemlineata (Colorado potato beetle)
Lineage: Eukaryota; Metazoa; Arthropoda; Insecta; Coleoptera; Chrysomelidae
Product: programmed cell death protein 6
Molecular function (GO): calcium ion binding
Source: RefSeq, a predicted model, not a curated record
UCACUGUAUGAGAAUGACACGACGAUGACGUUUAUGACAAAUGAUCAAAUCAAGGAACUUCGUUUCUAGUUUUAGUGGAUAAACUUUAGUGACGUUUUGGUAUUUCCAUUAUUGUUUUUUUAAAGGCCGUAUUUGGAAAAAAAGUUACUCAGGGAUACAAUUUGGAAAAUCAAUUCAAUGAGUUUCUCUUCUCCAAUGCCUAGUAGAGAAUUUUUGUGGGAUGUAUUUCAAAGAGUUGAUAGGGAUAGAAGUGGAUAUAUCAAUGCCGAUGAGUUAGGAAUGGCUCUAUCAAAUGGUACUUGGAGUCCUUUCAAUCCAGAAACUGUUCGUUUGAUGAUAGGAAUGUUUGAUCGCCACAAUAGAGGUCAAGUGAGCUUUGAAGACUUUGGUGCUUUGUGGAAAUAUGUCACAGACUGGCAAAACUGCUUCAGAUCAUUUGAUAGGGACAACUCUGGAAAUAUUGACAAAGACGAACUUAAAACAGCCCUUAUAUCAUUCGGAUACAGGCUAUCUGAUAAUUUGGUUGAAACUUUGUUGAGAAAAUUUGACAGGCAUGGAAGAGGAACAAUAUUGUUCGAUGAUUUUAUUCAAUGCUGUAUUGGAUUAUAUACUCUCACAUCUUCAUUCAGGCAGUAUGACACCGAUCAAGAUGGAUACAUUACAAUUCACUAUGAGCAGUUUUUGAGUAUGGUUUUUAGUUUAAAAAUCUGAAUAUUCACUCAUCUACAUAUACUGAUUUUGUGCCACUAAUAUGCUAGGUGCAUCAACUCGUGUCAAACAAAUGAUGGAUCUAAAAGAUUGGACUUUGUUUCUCAAUUCUAUCAUCUAUUAAGAAUGAAGUGCAUCUGUAAUAAUAACUAUUAUCUAAUAUUCCACUACUUAAGUAUACUUUUCUUCAAAUCUCAGUUUUGUUUCAAGUGGCUUUUAUAUUAUGGUGUUUAAUACAGUGAUUAUAUCUGAUUUUAUUGAGUAGUUAACUACUAGUUGGAAACUUUCUGCCUUCCAAAUGACUUGUUAGUUGUUUAAUUAAUGUCUUAAAGUGUUCUUCGGCAUAUUACAUUAGUGGAACUUAAAUAGCUUUCAUUAUCAUACGAUAUUCAAUAAAUAUUUUUUCAUUCUAACACUGAAAUUUGUUUAAAGAAUUGAUGAAAUUAUCUGUGAUUUAUACUCUUCUGUCUGAAAUAGUAUGCUGUUAUAUUUUUUAUAGAGUAAAGCAAGAUGCAUAGAAUAUCCCUGAUAUCAUCACUUGGUUCAUAUUCCCAUAUUGUCAAAAAAUCUUGACCAACGGCAUUCUUGAUAAAGAAAUAAUGAAGAUAUUCAAUAAAUUUCAGCAUCUCAUUCACAAAGGUGUUGGGUGUAACUCAAGUGACCCCACUAUACAAUGUCAAGUUGGCACUUCAAUUUUAUUUUCAAUGCUGUUUACAUUUUGGAAUAAAUUGAUAUCGGGUGAAAGAUUGGUUACAUUAUGAUCCAUAAAUUAAAUAUCUCAACAUGUGUACAGAGUAUAGUUAAUCUCAUGUGUCGCCUUGAGAGUUUUUGAAAAAACGAAAGCAAAUUGGUUGAUAACACCAGGGUCUAUGCAUCUUUGAGUAGAUUAACAUUGUUGCGUUACUUUCUCAGUAUAACUAUUGGAAUAUAGUUCUUGUUAGGAAAAAUAGUUUUCUCAUUGUUUAAAAUCAUUUUUAUCAAACACUAUAUUUAUACAUUGUAUGUUAUGUUUAUGUUCACAGGAAUUCUAAGAAUAUUACCUCACAAGUUUAACACAAAGUACUAAUCAUUGAAAAUAUAUCAUCGAGUAGAUUUAUAUUUAUUUCAGCUGACAGUGAAAUUUUUGUUUUAAACUAGACUUUAUUGUAAAUAAACUUGUGAUUUUAGGUUUUAUAUUGAUUUCUCUGAAGUGAGAAUUCUUUGAAAAAUAUCUUGAUAUAUUAUAGGUUUAAUAUUUUUGUAAUAAUCAAACUUUUAAUAAAUAUUGUUGAGCAACACAUGCUUUAAUUAUAUUUCCAACUAUUUUUUUGUAUGAAAUACAUCUCAAUGAGUUGAAACCACAGGGGAAUAUUGUAAUUAUCCGAAGGACUAAAAACAAAAAUGCAAGCAUUUGUUAUCUUAUACGAGGUUUUCGUCAAAAACCAUACAUUUUGCUCAGGUGUAAAGUACCUUUAUUUUUGACAAUGUCAAAAAUUGUUAUUUGAAUAAAUCCAUCAGAAUUCAAAAUCACUUUCAAAUAUGCUAUUUCACCAUGAAAUAUCAAUAUUUUUGCUCAAUGAAUUAAUUUUGCAAAUUUCUAUUUUACAUGUACAAUAAUCACAGUUUAAUUUUCGUUUUUAUUGUAGGUACAAGUUUCGAAAAAUCAAAGAAAUGAAUUCCAAGUUGAUGCAAUUGUAUAUUUGAACAUGAUUUUCAAUUCUGAUCAACUUAUUUUGACAACCUAUAGGAUGCAGGCGUCAAUGUUUUCGUUGGUUUGCCGGUUUUGCCGUGGUCUUCUUUGAUUACAAUCUCCAAACGUUUCAACUGCAACUGCGUGGUCGAAGUACUCUUCCUGAUUUAUCAAAUGAAACGCAGUUCAGAAGAGUAUUUUGACCACGCAUCUGAAGAUGAUGAUAUUUUGACAACAGAUUUCGAUAUUAAGCAAAAUUCAUAGUUUUCGAUAAACCUCACAAACGACUGAAAGAAUAUAAUAACUGAUGAAUGAUUUUGAUUUUUAGGUUUUAGUCAUCACAGAAUUUUUUAUAAAAUACAUUUUCCAUAUGGUUUCAACUCAUUGAGAUACACUGUAUAAGUAAGGUCUGAUGAGUCUUCUCACAUUGAGACAUUUCAAUCAUUUCAGCAAAGAUUUCACAAGUAAUUUAUUCAAAGCUAAUAAUAUAUAAAAAUAAUACUUUCACUAAUAUUGACUAAAUUAUAUAAAUGCAGAACAUAUGUAAUAAACAAAGCUAAUGGCGAAUUUGAAAAAUGUAUUUAGGCAACUUGAAAUGAAAAAAAUACUAGAUCAAUGUCAGUGAAUUUGAAAUCAAGUAUCCGGGAGGCCGGUUAUUCAUUACGGUACAGCAUAUAUUUGCAAAAGAAACCGUUCAGUUUCAACAAUGUGCCAAUACCUUUGGUAGACUAAUGUAUCAAACAAUUCUAAUUGUAUCAUCUUAUUCUUUCCUUGGAUGGCUUUUCUGAAUGAUAAUAUACGGUAUUUUUUUCGUA